AUGUCUGAAUUUCAAGAAGACAAUAACAAGAGUAAAAAUGGAGGUCGUUCCAUGAUUUUUGAGAUGACACAGCAGACCAGAGUUAAGAAGGAAUUAAGCCAAUGGGCCCCGCGCCGCGGCGGCACCAGCACCGGCCUCCCCGCUGCAGUCCCUUCCCCACCUGCCGGGGAGGAGGAGGACGUGGCCGCCGGCGGCGGCAGCACCAAAGACUAUCUGUGUAACUGCAGUGCUCUUGGGAGUGCAAGUGUGAAUGAGUGCAAUACUUCAACAGGACAGUGCGAGUGUCACAAAGGCUACACUGGUCUGCGGUGUGAAAAUUGUGAGGAGGGAUAUCUCGUGAACCAAACCAGUGGGCUCUGCCUUCCGUGUGGCUGCAGUUCCAAAGGCUCUGUCAACUCCCUUUGUGACAACUUUGGAAAAUGCCAGUGUAAAGUUGGGGUAACCGGCUUCAAGUGUGACCAAUGCCAUGAUGGAUACUACUGGGUCAACCAAACCAGCUGUGAACCAUGCCAGUGCAAUAACUAUUCCAACAGUUGCGAUGUCUUAACAGGCACCUGUUUGAACUGCCAAGGUAAUACAGAAGGAAGCCACUGUGAAAAAUGUAAGGUGGGCUUCUUUAGAAGCAUCCUCCCAAGCCAGGAAUGUAAUCGCUGCCCAUGUUCAACAGUGGCAUCUACCGGCAGUUGCCAAAUAAAACCUGGUCAACACGCUCCAACGUGUGACCGAUGCAAAGCCGGAUACACUGGUCUGAACUGCGACCAGUGUGACAAUGGCUUUUACAAUUCCGAUAGCAUCUGCAUUAGAUGUAAAUGUAACGGGAAUGUAGACUCAGAGCAGUCACCCAAGGUGUGCAAGCCAGACACAGGGGAAUGCAUUGGCUGCCUCCACAACACGGCCGGGUUCCAUUGCGAGGAGUGUCAGGAAGGUUAUGUCAGAGACCCGGAGGGAGCCAACUGCACCAAGAAAGAAGUCAUUCCUGGUCCUGAACCUAGAGGGUUUAUAACUGCUGCUCCUAAUACCACUAGGCCAACAUCAUUUUCAACUACGGUGAUAAACAGUACGUUAGCGGCAACAACUGUGCAGACUAUAUUUCCUAUCAACUCCUCUUACAAUAGUACCUCUGCAUUGGCAGACGUCUCCUGGACUCAAUUUAACAUCAUUAUUUUGACAGUUAUUAUCAUUGUUGUGGUCCUAUUGAUGGGGUUUGUGGGUGCUGUCUACAUGUACCGUGAAUAUCAAAACAGAAAACUUAAUGCUCCUUUUUGGACCAUUGAGCUCAAAGAGGACAACAUUAGUUUUAGCAGCUACCAUGACAGCAUACCCAAUGCUGAUGUUUCAGGCUUACUGGAGGAAGACGGAAAUGAAGUGGCACCAAAUGGACAGCUGACGCUGACAACUCCCAUGCAUAACUAUAAAGCUUAAAACAAGAGUCACUCCAGCUGUUCCAAAGUUGGUUUUAAAAAAUUACCAUCCUCGUUGAAGGGGUAUCAAAAUCUGUACCAAGGCUCCAAGCAAAGGAAUUUGCUACCCACAUAUUCUUUUACAUCGGACAUGGCGUAGCUUGCUGUUGAGCAGGAAAGGAGUGUAGUGCAUAUGAAUUUCAGGUAAAAUUAUGAAAUGCAUUCAGUGUAUUGUUUUCCAUGACGAUCCAUAGAAUUCAUUGCUAAGGACUUUACAUAAAAUUAUGCUGACCUUAAAAGUAUAUUUUUGUAUGAAAAGAUUUGGGGGGGGGGGGGUAGUAACUAGUGCCCCUUGAUUAAUCUAAAGCUACUUUGACUUCCAGCCAAGCUAAGACGGCCUACACCAGUAGCCUAUGUUUUGAAAAGCAGCCUGCUUAAUUAACAGCCGACUUUCAGAAAAUAGACAUUUGUAAAAACUAUGUUUUAUUUCCUGGUACGAAUUUGUGUUUUUAUAUAUAAAAAGGGAAAUCAUGUUCAUUUCACUGUACUGCUAAGAGACUUCUAAAUGAGUAAAUGUUACACACAUACUAAAGUCACCAUGUUCAGUUCUCCAACAAUUUGGGGAGCAGAAACAGUCAAUCAUGAAAAUGUCUGGGAGUGGGGGGAGAAAGAUCACUGUUCUUCCCUUUCUGAAUUCUCAUACAAAGUGAUGAUAACUAUUAAAACACAGAAAUCCAUUUUCAAUAGAAGGAGUUAAUGAACUUGUAUACAUACUGUACAAGGGAAGACGAGACAUCUCAGGGUCACGUGUACAAAUAAAAGCUAGGCUUAAUAUCCUACCCUGAUAGAAAUGGUGUGUUCUGUACAUAGAAUGUAAUAUAUCUUCUCUCCAUAGUAUUUAUAACUAUUUGUAAAAAAAAAAAUCAUGAGUCAUAUUUUAUCAUCUAGAUUUUAUCUGUACAGCGGUUAGUGGCAUUGUAAAAAAAAAAAAAAAAUGAGGAUUGUUUAAAAUUGUGUAAAUCAGAUGGCAAUAUUGCUGGAGCUGGGCCUCUGGCAAACACCCAUCAUUUAAAGUUCUUCUUCUGAUAUCACUGAAAUUUUUUUUAAGUUGUCUGUUUCCUACUCGUUAUCUGUAACGGUUCAAACUCCCCGACUCCUUUAAAGGUAUGGCCCAUAGUAUUAUGAAUAGAGACUAGUUGAUUUCCAGAGAUCAGGUGUAACAUUUGGUAAUUUGCUGUGAAGUGCCAGCACAAAAUGCAAACAUGCUGUUACAAAUAUAUAAUUAUUUAUGGCCUGAUCCUGAAAACCAUGAUGAACAUGCACUGUUGUUAUUCACAUGCAUAAUUCCUUUGAAGUUCACAAGACUGCUCGUGUGAAUAAAGACUGCUUGGUGUGAUCAAGGAUUGUCAGAGGUGCUGAGCUUUGCCUUUCCCCACUUGAAGAUAAUGGCAACAUUCCCAUUGACUUCAGUGGAACCAGGACGUCACCUAAGAGUUUACAGAUCAGAUUCUUCAUUGCAAAAUUCUAGUUAAAAAAAACAAAUUAUAUAGACACUGUCAAUUUAUGCCUAGAAGUUCUUGUAGCUUUAAGCUGUUGUAUGCUGGGGAGAGUUACGAGCCUCAGUUGCCAAGAAACACACAAAGGUCCAUUGGUUAAGCAAAGUCCUACUGUUCUUGUGCAGAAACAAACUAGCUAUUAGAAGAGGGAGCACAGUUAACAGCUGACAGACCUUUUCUGGCUCAGCAGAAUGGAGAUAGUCACAUGGAAGCAGGAUGCCGCCUUGUUCCCCCAGGUGACUCUAAGAUGUAGGCCUGAAUACAGGCUCCUACACAUAGGUGUAAUGUGGAUGGUGAACAUACAUCCAUGCACCACCAAGGAAGAAUGCUGACCAUAACGGCCUGUGAGCAGCCAGUUAGAACACCUAGCAGCACGCCAUGACCCCCAAGUAGACCCCCCUCUCCUGUCCUGUUAACAGCUGGCAGCAGGCAAUGGGGGAGCACAUGCUGAACGUUUUUCCAGCAAGUGUAAGGCGCACUGGACACUUCGCUCCUUUCAGUGACCCCUGAAGCAUUCUGUCUGCAUCUGUGCAGUGUAAAAAUAAUGCCAUGGAGCACCUCAGCUCCACCCUACCUUUUUUCAGCAUGCCUCACAAGCACCAGCUUGGCACAUGGUCCUUUUCAAGAGUCGCAUCCAAUCUCUCUCCCUUACUCUUUUCACUGUACUCACAUGCUGUCUUUGGGCCCAAUCCAACUCCUAUUAAAGCCAAUGGAAAGCCUCCCAUUCACUUUAAUGGAGUUUAAAUGGGAUAAUUUGAUUUUUUUUUUCUGAGCUUGGCAAACUGUUACCAUCCUAUGAAAAUCAAUACAAUUAAUGUCACAAAUCAAGCCCUUCUCCUAACCUGCCCUGACACCACCUAUACAGCGGUGAUGUGUGGGUGGUGGUGCUUUGCAAACAUUUAAAAACAAUGUUGCUGAUAAACAAGGUAGUUAACCAAGUUGAGCUAUCGCUGGCUCAUGCAUCAUCAGAAACAGAGUGAAAAAGGAGAAUAGUGUUUGUUUAUUUAUUUAAUUUAUUUAUUCUGUUUGUAUUCCACUAGUGCCUAAGGACCUCAGUCAGGGUGGGGGAUGCAUUGUGCUCAGUACUGUACAUACACACAGUAAGUUACAGUCCCUGUCCCCAAAGAUAUUAGUCUAAUUUAAGAUGUGGCACAAGUAAAUGUAACAAAGGGAAUUCGAGAUAGAGGGCAAGGAAAAUAGUGAUAGCAGGGUGUGAUAGACCGUGGAUAAGCCGGAUCCAAAGCCCGCUGAAGUCAAUGGAAAGUCUGCCAUUCCCUGCUGUGGGCUUGGGAUCAGGUCCUAAGUUUAUACGAAGCUAGAUUCAAGUCAUUCAGAGAUGUUUUAGGUGAUAAAAUAGAAGGGGGAAAAAGACAAAGGAUUGCACACAAAGCUUUUGAAGAAUAGAUUAAUGACAAUGGAGAGAGAGACUGAAAACUGUAUAUAAUUACUUGGCAUUGUCCUUUUGUAAUAUCUACUUGCCUGAUCUUUACACAGUGAAAAAAGUAACUUUUUAUAGGCAAUUUUAAUGAUCCCCCGUUUUAGAUUCUGGAAAUAGUUCAUAGAGCAAUAAUGCUGACAGGCAAAGAAAGAGCGAGCACUGUGGCCUGUCCGAAGUCUUUUGGGGGAGCUUGAGGAGAGUUUGCAAAGAAGAGAACGGCUACCGAAUAUUCCUUCCUGAAACCUUGGAAAGCCUGCAAGCUACUUUAUAACAGGGAUGGGAGACGUCUCAUUUGGAUUUCAGAUCCUGGUUUUUGGUUCUCUCCCAUUGUAGAGAGAGUGGCCAGCUGCAGAGUUUGCUUCUGAGUUCAGAUACUGACUCCUCCUAUCCCACCAUUAAAAAUGAGGGUGUGUGGAUCUGGAGUUCUGGUUCUGGCCCUUUUCUGCUUUAAAAGCAAAACAAGAGAAAUGAAUAUGAAGGCACUGUAUCCCAGCCCAUGUUUGAUGGAGUGACGAGGUCAGUUCCCCCUACACUUUGUAAUAGUGAGAGGGCAGUAGGAUUUGGGAAUCCUUUCUGAUGGCAAAUGAUCUCACAAAUUUUGAGAAAACAUCUCAUAGACAUCUUGGGGGUCUGAUCCAAAGCCUCCGGAAGUCAAUUGAAUCUUUCCUUCGGACUCUACUUGCAUAAAACUUUUCAAAACCGGACUGACCUUGCUGGAACUGUGGAAGGAUACUCUGUCAUAUAGCAGGCUUUGUUUUGGAACUAACCUCAGCCUAGCAGAGACUGGAAACAUCACAGAAGUGAGGCACUAGGGAGGAUGCCUAUGGGAGGGUGAAAUGACUCAACAGAAGAAACAAAAAUAGUUGCAGUCAGUCAUGUCUUUUGGCUGACAUGAAUAACUGAAUAAGAAAUCAAAACACGAUUAAAGACUAAAGAGAAACUCCCCUGCUUGAGGUUCAGCCUAGUUCUAUGAUCUUGGGGAGUGGAGCCUGCUUGUAUCCCCUCUGUUAACCACAUACCUGAGCAUCUUUACAAAGAGAGGAAGAAAAUGAGCUAUUUGUAUCUCUUGAUCAGCUUAGAGUGCACCCUGACAUAGCGCAGUGCCUGAAACGUCCACUGGCAGCUACCUUAGCUUGCCAAAGGCCUCCUGUCGUUUUGUUCAUUUUAUAACUUGCCACAGAGCUUCUGGGAUGCAGAGUCUGCUCCACAGCGGCUUGGAACGUGCACGGAUAAGUAGGACGAGGACAGCACCGGUGCACUAGAGCCAGUGGAGAGGCUAAUCAUCAAGUUUAGGGAUGGGGCAUCGAGGGUACUGGGCACAGAUGGCUGCAGUAUCAGCAUUGGUACUGUGAUGGCAUUUACAGGCAUCAUGCUGAACCAGGGCAGGCAAUAAAGUGAUACUGGACUUCGAAGGCCCCACCCCUCAACAGGUGCAGGGCAUGUUCUCAGUGGAGAAAGAGUUUAAAAGGAGACUGGUAGGCCAGGGGGUAUGGUCUGCAUGUAGUAACCAGGAAAUGAGGCUGAUGCUCUGCCAGGAGUGAUAACAGCUUUGUGAAAGCUGCUCUAGCAGUAGGGACUUGGAGGGCCCCCUACUUGAUCUUUGGGAGUUGAAAGCCCUAAGAGACUGAGGAGAGUCUACUAAGGCAGUGACCAUGCCCCAAACUGAAGAGCUCUAGACUGGUGGGAAAUGACCUGGGGGAAAUGUAAUUUGGAGUAGCUCAGUAACUUGGCAGGACAUGUUGAUAAACUCCAAGGGCCCUGGUUUGAAACCUGCUGGAUUGGAUGAGCCUGGUUCCCUUUGCCUUGUCCCCUUUGUAGUGACUGAAUGGUGAUGGAACAGUUAGAGCAUGAGGGGGGAGGUGAUUGAGGCUGCAGCUCAGACCCCUCUGGGAUGACUAGACUAGCAGAAACCAUACGGCCAUGAGCUGACCACUAGGCCAGCUGGUCAUCAGACCUUCCAACUACAGAUACCCACACCUUUGGUGAUGAUCAUUGUUCCACCUGCUAGCAGCUAACCAAAUAGUAUGCAAUCUUGCAGGACAACAGCAUUCAUUUUGGGUGAGACAGUGGGUGGUAUGAUGGAGUAGCUAUGUGUGAAUGGUGAAGAUGGAGUAAUAGGGGGACAUGGCAGUCCAGAGAAAUAUGAUCAUGAAAGAUCAGUGGCUGCUGUUCCUAAUGGUAAUGAUCUUAUGCUCAUGUCAUGGGAAGUGAGCACCCUUUUGGCACAUGCCCCUGCUGGUCUGGAUGAGGCAACUGAAAUCCCAGUCAAGUACUUGAGAACAAAAAUACUCCUCUGAUGGUGUGGGUGAAGGGAAAAACAGUAACUUUAUAAUAUGCACCGGGGCACCCUGGCUGGAUCACAAGAUAGGAUGCUGGUUUUUGAAUACAGGAUGUGGCAGACAUACAAAAAUAUAAUGGGGCUAAUAUGAAUUUAAGGUCUUGUAUCUCAUGAACCAUCGUAGCUAGAAAUAACUGCAUGAAGUUUUAGGCCUGGGGAGUUAGCAUGAGGUAUCAUAUAUUGAAAUAGUCAGUCCCUUGGUCCAGGCAAAAUAAACUUAGACCCUCAGAAGGAAUUUAUGAGGCAAGAUGGAGCCUCUUCACCAUUGUAAUGGCAUUCUGGGGCAGUUGACCUCUGAUGUACAGUAUCUUUAUUCCAAACGUUAAAUGCAAUAUAAGCGAUACAGUAUGGUGGCAGACAAUUGGUACAGUCUCUUCUAAAAUGAGGACCUAAGAUUGAAGCCUCAACAAAAUUUCUCUUUAAAGCGAAGUUUUAAAAUUAUCUUCCAAGAAACUCUGCUAUUUAUGUCUCCAAUUAAAAUAAAACAUGGGCCUAAAACAUUCAAAUUACACUUGCUCCCAACUAAAAUCCAGCAGGCUUGCAACACAUCCAAAUAAGGUGUCUUCUAAGCAUAUACUAAGCUUACAAAUGCAUUUCUAAAAAAGCUGUGUAUGGUUUGAAUAUGUCAGAAUUUAUA
Messenger RNA from Chelonoidis abingdonii (Abingdon island giant tortoise), 7369 nucleotides. The record is from RefSeq and is a predicted model, not a curated record. Lineage: Eukaryota; Metazoa; Chordata; Testudines; Testudinidae.